Cucumis melo (muskmelon) is the source of this 1183-nucleotide messenger RNA. RefSeq names its product ethylene-responsive transcription factor WRI1. Gene Ontology annotation, biological process: regulation of DNA-templated transcription. Bases 111 to 932 code for a protein of 273 amino acids. Lineage: Eukaryota; Viridiplantae; Streptophyta; Magnoliopsida; Cucurbitales; Cucurbitaceae. Gene Ontology annotation, molecular function: DNA-binding transcription factor activity; DNA binding. The transcript is spliced from 3 exons. The record is from RefSeq and is a predicted model, not a curated record.
GAGCUUACGAUAACGAGGAGGCCGCUGCCCGAACAUAUGACCUUGCUGCCCUUAAGUACUGGGGACCCGGAACCACUCUCAAUUUCCCGGUAGAGUCGUACACGAAUGAAAUGGAAGAGAUGCGGAAAGUAACGAAGGAGGAAUAUUUGGCGUCGUUACGGCGGCGGAGCAGUGGUUUCUCGAGAGGUGUUUCUAAGUAUCGUGGAGUCGCGCGCCACCACCACAACGGUCGGUGGGAGGCUCGGAUUGGCCGUGUUUUCGGAAGCAAAUAUCUAUAUUUGGGAACUUACAACACACAAGAAGAAGCAGCAGCAGCAUAUGACAUGGCAGCAAUUGAAUACAGAGGAGCCAAUGCAGUGACCAACUUUGACAUUAGCAAUUACAUUGGAAGAUUAGAGAAUAAAUCAUCACUUCUUGAAGAAGCAACACAACAAACAGAUGACCCUAAUUACUCCCCUGUUUCUUCCGAAGGAGAAGUAGUACAACAACAACAACAGGAUCAACAGCAGCAACAACAACAACAAACGACAUUAUUCUCGGGCCCUCCCGACCUCCAGUUCUCAAUCGAGAGCAACCCGGCAAUGGUCGUCAUGGACGAACCACCAACACAAGAUGACCACGAUCUGCACUGGUCAUUUUUAGACACGGGAUUAUUCGUACAGGUCCCCGACCUCCCGCUCGAGAAAUCAAGCGAAUUGGCCGAUCUGUACUUCGACGAGAUCGGGUUUGAGGACGACAUUGGAAUGAUGUUCGAAGCAAGCUUAGAGAACAAUAACUGUGAGGCGAAUAAUAAUAGUAGUAAUAGUAACAAUAAUAAUAAUAAUAAUGUUGGGAAGAUGGAGGUGAACGAGAAAAUCAGAUUGUUCUCAACAACUACUUCACCAUCUUCUUCAUCAAUAACCACCUCGGUUUCGUGUGAAUUUAGGGUUUGAAAAUUUUAGAUUUUGAGGGUUUGUUGUUUGUUUGUUUGUUGAAGAGUGGAUGAGAAAUGGGGAAAAAAUCUCAAAUUUCUAGAAUAAUAUAUGUUUAGGGUUUUUUUUUUUUUUUUUCAAUUUAAAUAACUUAGGGUUGGUUCAUGGGAGAGAGUGAAGGAAAAGGACAAAAAAAUGAAAAAAAGAAAAAUGGAGAUUUGCUUAGGUGUUUUUGCUUUUAAUUUGUUAAUUUAAAAUUUCAGUUAGAGAGA